Messenger RNA from Cimex lectularius (bed bug), 2164 nucleotides. Its product is annotated as transcriptional coactivator YAP1-A-like. The record is from RefSeq and is a predicted model, not a curated record. Gene Ontology annotation, biological process: positive regulation of transcription by RNA polymerase II; hippo signaling. The transcript has 7 exons. Gene Ontology annotation, molecular function: transcription coactivator activity; protein binding. Lineage: Eukaryota; Metazoa; Arthropoda; Insecta; Hemiptera; Cimicidae. Bases 158 to 1447 code for a protein of 429 amino acids. Gene Ontology annotation, cellular component: nucleus; cytoplasm.
AAAACACUUCCUGUCCGCACUCGACAACACAAGUUCUCGAGCGCCCCCCGUCAACGAUGUAUCUCUGACUUCCGUUUCUCCAGUUUUCCUCCUUUUUUUUCGUUUCUUCAAUUUUGUUUACCAAAUUUUCGAGCUCGUGGGAAAAGUGAACCCCAGGAUGUCGGGGAACCCGGAAGUGGACCAGUUCAAGUCGAACCUAGUCGUGAGGAUAGACCAGGACUCUGACUCUGAGCUCCAGGCCCUCUUCGACUCGGUCCUGAAGCCGGACUCGAAACGUCCGCUCCAGGUGCCGCUCAGAAUGCGGAAUCUGCCCAACAGUUUCUUCAACCCGCCCUCGACCGGCUCCAAGUCGCCGUCCGUCUCCUCGAUAUCGCAUUCGAGGGAGAAUUCGGCCGAUUCCGCCUUCGGCACCAAAACGACGACCGUGUCCCUCCAGGUGAACCACCCCCGGGCCCACAGCUCACCCGCAUCCCUCCAACAGACGUACGCCUCCGCCCAGCAGCAGACGCCUCAACAUCUUAAGCAGAGGUCCUACGACAUGACCGCCUUGGACGAACUCGGCCCUCUUCCGCCCGGCUGGGAACAAGCGAGAACUUCAGAAGGACAGAUCUACUUCUUAAAUCAUAUCACACAAACGACGACAUGGGAAGAUCCGAGAAAAACAGCAGCGGCCCAGCAGCAGAGGAGUCAAGAAAUGCUGAACACAGUACCGACAUCACCGCACCCUCCUACCUCGCCUCAACCGCACCAAAGUAAGAACGGAGGUGUUUCAUCGCCUGCUGGUUCUGCAACACUCGGGCCAUUGCCAGAUGGAUGGGAACAGGCGUCGACCGCUGAAGGGGAAGUUUAUUUCAUAAACCACCAGACCAAGACUACUUCAUGGUUUGACCCACGUAUACCCGUUCACCUCCAAAGAGCUCCGACAGCAGCGGGAACCCUUCCAGGCUGGCUGCAGCCGCUCACCCAGUCACAAAACCUACAAGCGGCCACACAGCAGAAGCUCAGAUUACAAUCUUUACAAAUGGAAAGAGAAAGAUUGAAAUUGAGGCAACAAGAGAUCAUGAGACAGCAAGAACUGAUGCUUAGAGAUGCACCUGCUACUACAGGACUUGACCCUUUUCUUUCUGGCCUUGCUGAUCAUUCGAGACAAGAGUCUGCUGACAGUGGACUGGGUCUCGGAAAUAGCUACUCUCUACCUCAUACACCAGAUGACUUCCUGUCUUCCAUGGAUGACAACAUGGAUGGCGUAUCAGAAGGAGGAACUGGCGCAGAGAUUGCAUCGUUAGAUUCACAUGAAAUUACUUCUCUAAGCGAUAACAUUGAUUCUACCGAUGAUCUUGUACCCUCCCUUCAGCUGGGCGAAGAGUUCACAAGUGAUAUACUCGAUGAUGUACAAGCACUUAUAAACCCAAACAGCAAACCUGGGAACAGCCUCACCUGGCUCUAAAACCCCAACAAAGACUUAAAAGUGUUUUAAAAUAAUAAAAUAUAUGAUGAAUUUUAUUAAUAUAUGAAAUAUAUAAUUUAAAAAAGUAAGUUAAUGUAUCGCCGUCCGUGAAAACUUAAAAAAUGUCCAAGCGGCAUUUCACUACUUAAUUCAAUGGAUAGGUUGUAGGUAGAGUUGAUUUAUACCAUUUUUGACUAGUAAUUUUUAAAACAUGGUGUAAUAUUUUUUUAAACAAUGGAUUUUUAACUUCAAAGGGAUAUAAAAGCAAUAAUUAUCUCCGUCCUAAAUAUAUUUGAAAAAUUGUCAAAAUUGUUAUUUGUGCCAGUGCUCUCAUUAGUUAUUUGUUUUAAAUAACUAGCCAUUUAUGUGGUGAGCCAUAUUUUAUUUAUUAUUUAUGGUUUCUUUUUUUUAGGGGGGGGGUCAUCUUUUUAUUAUUUGCUCAAACCAUUAUAUAUCCGUAAUGGAGUGGUUAAGAUGCAAAUUUAUAAACCAUAUAUAAAAUUUUGGUCUAAAACUGUUACAAUAACUUUGAAGUGCCAUUUUAAUCGCUAAGUUUUUGUAAACUUUAAGGAGAUUUUUGCCUUUAAACAUUUAUAUCGUAUGUAAUUGUGAAAUUAAAAAUUCAGUAGAUGAUAUUCUGUAUGGCUUAUUUUCAAACUUAAUUACAACUAAUUUUUACACUAUAUUUAAUUGUUCAAUCUGUCUACUGAAUUUUUU